Iphiclides podalirius (scarce swallowtail) is the source of this 252-nucleotide messenger RNA. Lineage: Eukaryota; Metazoa; Arthropoda; Insecta; Lepidoptera; Papilionidae. The record is from the annotation of a GenBank genome assembly.
AUGGAAAAUUUUUGUGGAUCCAUUAUCUUCGACUGUGCAUGGCUAGAGGUUGAAUCAGAACACGUUCCUGGUCGUAUUAUUUGUGAUUGCUGUCUGGGAAACUCAGUGCUGGAUUUGUUAUCCCUCGUGGUGGAUGCUGAAGGCAUAGGCGCCCUGAGGUUUCUGCGCUUCGUCCCUUCAAGCGUCAGCUUGCCGACGCUGCCAACGACGCCGGCCGCUUACUUGCCCGGCCCAAAACAUCGCGUCCCCAAA